Molecule: messenger RNA, 937 nt
Organism: Notothenia coriiceps (black rockcod)
Lineage: Eukaryota; Metazoa; Chordata; Actinopteri; Perciformes; Nototheniidae
Product: nuclear factor of activated T-cells, cytoplasmic 1-like
Exons: 2
Biological process (GO): cytokine production; regulation of transcription by RNA polymerase II; calcineurin-NFAT signaling cascade
Cellular component (GO): transcription regulator complex
Molecular function (GO): transcription factor binding; RNA polymerase II cis-regulatory region sequence-specific DNA binding; DNA-binding transcription factor activity, RNA polymerase II-specific
Source: RefSeq, a predicted model, not a curated record
UCACCUGUCCCUCACCUGUCCCUCACCUGUCUCUCUCAUCUGUCCCUCACCUGUCUCUCACACGUCUCUCACACCUGUCCCUCACCUGUCCCUCCCCUGUCUCCCACCUGUCUCUCACCUGUCCCUCUGUCCCUGCAGCUGAUUGGAUACAGCGAGCAGCCGCUCAGCCUCCUGCUGUUCAUCGGCACCGCAGACGACCGCGUCCUCCGGCCUCACUCCUUCUACCAGGUGCACCGCGUGACGGGGAAGACGGUGACCACUUCCUGUCUGGAGAAGAUGACGGGCGGCUCCAAGGUCCUGGAGAUCCCUCUUCUGCCCGGCAACAGCAUGGCCGCCAGCAUCGACUGUGCGGGCAUCUUGAAGCUGCGUAACGCCGACAUCGAGCUGAAGAAGGGCGAGAUGGCCAUCGGCAGGAAGAACACGAGGGUGCGUGUUGUGUUCAGGGUCGCCCUGCCGCAGUCGGACGGACGCAUGCUGUGGCUUCAGACGACAUCCAACGCUGUGGAGUGCUGUGAGUCUCCUGUCGUAUCGCUGUGUGUGCAGGGAACACGAUAAGAAAUACUUUAUUGAUCCCAAGCUGGGAAACAUACGUCUUCAUCUCAUUCCUCAUCUUCCAGCUAAAGUGGCUGCACUACUGGUCCUGGAGCGUUGCUACUAUACGUACAAAUACACAUGAAAGCAUGCGUAGUGAUCGGCUUAGUGUGCUGUGAUGUUUCUGAGAGAGUCACAUCACCGUCUUCACGCUAAUCGCACACAACUGCACUCCAUAGGAAUGAAGUGGGUUAGCCCUUCGGUGGUUACCCACUUUACCUAAAAGGGGUUUUAUCAAUGGAACGGUUUUCUCAAGAUCCCAGUUUAGGUUUCGUGAAGUUUUCAGACUGUUUCAGAUUUUAUAAUGGUUGUGUGUGUGUGUGUGUGUGUGUGUGUGUGUGUGUGU